CUAGGCAGGAGGUAGACUAACCACAAAAGGAAUUAACUGGAACAAUGAAUCAGAAGGCAUUAAAAAUGUGCCUUGCUGCGGGUUCAAGUCCGUGCAGGAGCUGCAGUUCCCCUUCCGGGAAUAAGCCCCUUGCGAAGAAGGAUGCGAGGCAUCAGAUUUGAGCCUGUUGUGUUGACUGAGGUCUUUUGGGUUCGACUCGAUGUGAGUGGCUAACUUCCGGGAGCUAUUGAGAAGCUCCACGAUCCGCCAAAAUACGGGUCCAUUGGAGUGGACGGAGAUUUUGUGUCUCUCUAAAUGACUCUGCGACUGGAAUCAGGAUGGCUGAACCAGGCACUGGUGAUGGCAGUGGCCAGGGCAUGUCUACGCCUCGGGGCAGGGGCGCGGCUAUGGGCCGUAGAAUACCUUCUUCCCUCUCUCCUGGUCGCCUUCCCACCAUGCGCUCGAGGGACCUCACCCUAGGAGGGGUGAAGAAGAAAACGUUUACACCCAACAUUAUUGGCAGAAAAGCUAAAGAAGAAACCAAGGCUGAUGGCGAGCAUCCGAGGGGCAGGAGGGAUGGAGAGCGGGGGGGGCGUGGCCAGAGAGAGAGAGGCAGAGGCCGGGGUCGGCCAGAGGUCAUCCAGUCCCACUCCAUCUUUGAACAGGGACCUGCUGAGAUGACCAUGAAGAAGAGAGGUACCUAUGAGACAGAGAGGGACGCUCCCACCGUGGGUCCAUCGCCCAUUAUCAACAUCAAGAAGGAGAAGAGGGAGACGGAGGAAGAAACCAAAGAGAUUCUGCGAAAACUGGAACGAGACAACUUCAUAGAUGAUCCUCACCUCUGCAGCGAGGAGAGGAGCUGCCCUGUCCAGCUCCCUCUUGCGGUGUCGGGUUGGGGUUUUAGGGAGGAGUUUACGCCUGAAGUAGCGAAAAUUGAAAAGGAGGAGGAGGAGGGCGUUGACUGCAUGGAACCUGAAACGAAAGUGAAGCAGGAGCCCACAGAGGUGGAGAUCAAGAAGGUGGAGUCUGCGUUCCGGCCCCCCCCGCUGCCCGAGCCCGAGGUUCUGCCCGAGCUGCUCCAGAGGUGGAGCCUGAGCAAAGGGGAGGAGCUGUUCUUCGUGCAGCUGCCCGACUCGCUGCCCGGCCAGCCGCCCAGCAUGGAGACCCGGCCCAUCAAGACGGAGGUGCAGUCGGCCGACGGACAGGUCAUGGUGCAGAAGACGGACCCACAGGAAGACGAAGAGGAGGAGAACAGCUGCACGCUGAAGGACCUCAGAGAGGGCCUUGUGGGGAAGAUGUUGGUGCGGAAGUCCGGCCGCGUCCAGCUCAUCCUGGGACACAUCAAGCUGGACGUUUCUCUGGGAACGUCCUGUGCUUUCCUUCAGGAACUGGUAUCUAUUGGGACAGAAGGCCGGACAGGGGAUAUGACCGUAUUGGGUCACAUCCAACACAAAAUGGUCUGCUCACCAGACUUUGAAGCACUCCUAGAAAGCAACAUAUAAUGCUGCUGAAGGCCAUGUGAAUGGUGGACAGUCCUUUUUGGACCUUAUGUUUGUACCUUAAGUACAAAAAAUAAGUGUUUGCUAUCACCUAAAGAAAUGUAUAAAUAUUGUAAUAAUAGUGUUCGUUUUGCAUUUUGAUUCAUAUUGGUGGUUGAAAACUUCUAUAUGAUUAAACAAUUGUUUUGUUUUUGUUGUAUAGACACAAUUAUCAAUACUAUUAUUAAUUGAUGUACAUGUGUGAAUAAACAGAUUUUUGACAUCCCAA
Gadus morhua (Atlantic cod) is the source of this 1746-nucleotide messenger RNA. RefSeq names its product polymerase (RNA) III (DNA directed) polypeptide D (gene polr3d). NCBI's taxonomy places the organism in Eukaryota, Metazoa, Chordata, Actinopteri, Gadiformes, Gadidae. Gene Ontology annotation, cellular component: RNA polymerase III complex. The transcript has 9 exons. Gene Ontology annotation, biological process: tRNA transcription by RNA polymerase III. Gene Ontology annotation, molecular function: DNA binding. The record is from RefSeq and is a predicted model, not a curated record. Bases 318 to 1481 code for a protein of 387 amino acids.